AUGAGAGCACCUGAUUGUGAUGAGUCCGCACCUUCGUCCUCAACAUCUGGUUUUGAAAGCGAUCCUGAUGGCUUUGACCCGAAGACUCCAACCUUCAGGGGAUCUAAGGCGUUCCUGAGAAGAGAAGUUGGGCUACUCGGCACUAUUUCACUUCUCGUUGGUGCUGCCGCAGGAUCUGGGAUAUUCGUAACGCCCGGUAUCGUCUACAGAAACGCUGGUUCAGUUGGCGUGGCGCUUGUGGUAUGGGGCAUAUCGGGAUGCUUCGCCAUGGUUGGAGGGCUCUGCUACGCUGAACUGGGCGCGAUGCUUCCGGUGUCUGGCGGCGCCUAUUCCUGCGUUGCGGAGGCAAGCAAAUCGCUGGGAAAGCCUGGAGAGUUCAUCCGCUUUAUGUACGCCUGGAGCUACGUGAUGCUCGCUGACCCGAUGACCGCCACGCUCCACGCACUGACUAUAUCCAGCUAUGUGGUUGGCAUUCUGUACCCAACGUGCAGCGCUCCGUACGUCCUGCGGCUGAUUGUGACGCUCAUUUUCACGUGUAUGGCAACUGCUAUCAACUCUUUUUCGGUGAAGGUGUCCUCGAGGGUUCAAGGAGUGCUGUCCACCGUCAAAUGUCUAAUCUUAGUCACAAUCAUAGUCACCGGAGCUAUCGUCGCUUCCAGUGCGAGUCACCUCAAUGAUGCUCCGAUGUUCACCCCUGACACGACGUAUGAAAAGAUGGUGGUGGCGUUUUACGCAUGCAACACAUCAUACGCCGGGUGGCAGUCUAUUGUCAAUAUUGGCGGCGAAAUGAAGGAUCCGCGGCGAAGCAUACCACUGGCACUGGUCGCCGGCCUCUCCAUCGUGACAGUUCUCAGCCUCCUGGUCAACGUGGCCUACUUCGCGGUCCUCGGACCCGUCACCGUCGCCGGCUCCGAAGCCAUCGCCGUGUCCUUCGCCUUCGCCACCUGGGGCAUGGCGGGAGCCGUCCUUGUUGCCCUUGCCGUGACCAUCAGCACGUUCGGAGCCCUGUGCGCCGGAUUCUUCAGCAACACAAGGGUCAUCCUCGCCGUAGCCAGACGCGGCCAUCUUCCCUCCAUCUUUGGUUCCAUCAACGUCAACUCGUCCGUUCCGCUGACAUCGUUGCUGCUGCGUAGCUUUCUGGCCCAAGUGUACGCCUCCACGGGUUCCGUUGAACGCCUCCUCCCCAACAUGGUGUUCCUGUACUCCAGUAUCAACGUCCUCCUGGUUUGCUCGUUCUUCGUGCUACGGUUUACCAUGAGAGACGCUCUGAGGCCUUAUAGGGUACCCACAGUGUUUCCGGUGUUGUGGCUGGUUUUCCUCGUGUUGAUGUCGGUCAGCCCCCUAGCGCGAUCGGUGCAGCACAUGCAGUACGGCGUGAUGAUUGCUGUGGUUCUCUCCGGAGCGGUUUAUUACGCGCUGUUCGUACAUUUUGAGUUGUCCUUGCCGGGAGCUCGGGUCGUCACGUGCUUUGUUCAGAAGUUGCUGGCGUGCGCACCUUGUUUCAGCGACCUCGACGUCCCGGCGAAUCAAAAGUCCGGAGGUCGCGCGAAUAAACGGUUAGCCUCGUCGUAG
Messenger RNA from Ixodes scapularis (black-legged tick), 1572 nucleotides. RefSeq names its product Y+L amino acid transporter 2-like. Gene Ontology annotation, cellular component: membrane. Gene Ontology annotation, molecular function: L-amino acid transmembrane transporter activity. The record is from RefSeq and is a predicted model, not a curated record. The transcript is spliced from 6 exons. NCBI's taxonomy places the organism in Eukaryota, Metazoa, Arthropoda, Arachnida, Ixodida, Ixodidae. Gene Ontology annotation, biological process: amino acid transmembrane transport. Bases 1 to 1572 code for a protein of 523 amino acids.